Anguilla rostrata (American eel) is the source of this 705-nucleotide messenger RNA. Its product is annotated as hepatitis A virus cellular receptor 1 homolog. Gene Ontology annotation, molecular function: phosphatidylserine binding. Bases 94 to 705 code for a protein of 203 amino acids. Gene Ontology annotation, biological process: apoptotic cell clearance; cytoskeletal rearrangement involved in phagocytosis, engulfment. Lineage: Eukaryota; Metazoa; Chordata; Actinopteri; Anguilliformes; Anguillidae. The transcript is spliced from 4 exons. The record is from RefSeq and is a predicted model, not a curated record.
ACCACAGGGCGAGCGUGCAGCUCAUUGUGCGCUUGCAUCCGUGUUCGUGCGCCUAGCUGCGAGCGCAGCGUCUCCGCGAUCACUCACGCCGCCAUGAACGCACUCUACAGCUCUAUCCUCCUGAACCAGAUGCUCUUCCACCUGGUCCCAGUGUGCGAGGGAUCGAUGCCGACGCUGAUCGGUAAAACUGGGGAGUCGGUUACUCUGCCCUGCCGCUAUGACAUCAUAGCUAACGGGCCCACGGAAAUGUGCUGGGGGAGAGGCGAGGUUCCCACGUCCAAAUGCAGCAACACAAUCGUUUCCACCGACGGAGAAAAAGUGACCUUCAGCGAAUCGGACAGAUACCGGUUACAGAGCGGGGUUCAGGAGGGAAACGUGUCGCUGACCAUCAUCAACGUGACGGAGAACGACUCCGGGAUCUACGGGUGCAGGGUGGAGAUUUCAGGCUUGUUCAACGACCUGAAACUCAACUUUAAUUUGACUAUUCUAAAAGGAAAUCAAGGGACAAUUCAGUUUACAACCACUGAGAAUGCUCCUGACAGGACAACAGCAGGGAUCGGGAGCUCUGCCUCAGCUCACUCCACCGAGUCUCCACAGCGGAGAGCGGAUCAGUCCAGCCAAACUCAGCGGCCCGCAGGCGAUUCAUAUCAGACAGUUCCACAGAGCCAAGAGGUGAGCACCAGGUUCAGGUUCAGGUUCAGGUGA